UGUUGCUCGGACGCGGUUGCAGCAGCAUGUCGUGGCUCUUUGGCUGGGGGAAGGGCUCCGGGUCGCCGCCGGUGGAGGAGCAGCCACCUGCGGCUCCUGCUGAGGCUGCCGGGGGAGCACCAGGAGGCCCAGGGGGAGACAAACCCGGGGAGAAGUGGAGUAACUUUGACCCGACCGGACUGGAGAGAGCUGCAAAAGCUGCACGGGAGCUCGACAAAGCACGACAUGCCAAAGAGGCGCUGGAGCUGGCUCGUAUGCAGGAGCAGACUGUACAGCUGGAGCAUCAGAGUAAAGUGAAAGAAUAUGAGGCGGCCCUGGAGCAGCUGAAGGGCGAGCAGAUCCACCUCCAGGGCGAGGAGAGACGGAAAACACUUGCAGAGGAGACAAAGCAAAACCAGGCAAGGGCGCAAUAUCAAGACAAACUUGCCAGACAGAGAUAUGAUGACCAGCUCAGGCAACAGCAAUUCCUCAACGAGGAGAACCUCCGCAAACAAGAGGACUCCGUUAUGAAGCAAGAGGCCAUGAGAAAAGCUACCGUUGAACAUGAGAUGGAGCUGAGACACAAGAAUGACCUGCUUCGCAUCGAAGCGGAGGCCAAGGCUCGGGCCCAGGUGGAGCGGGAGAACGCAGACCUGAUCAGAGAGCAGAUCCGCCUGAAAGCUGCUGAGCACAGACAAACUGUCCUUGAAUCUAUAAAGACUGCGGGAGCGGUGUUUGGGGAGGGAUUCAGGGCCUUCGUCUCUGACUGGGACAAACUCACAGCCACGGUUGCCGGGUUGACCCUGUUGGCCGCGGGAGUUUAUUCUUCCAGGAACGCCACAGCGGUGGCUGGGCGCUACAUAGAGUCUCGUCUGGGCAAACCCUCGCUGGUCCGAGAGACCUCCAGGUUGACUGUUGCAGAGGCCAUCAAACACCCAAUCAAGACAGCCAAGCGUCUGAGAAGCAGACCGCAGGAUGCCUUAGAGGGCGUGGUGCUCAGCGCAGCUUUGGAGGAACGUGUGAGGGACAUUGCCAUUGCCACUCGUAACACCAGGCAGAACAGAGGCUUGUACAGAAACAUCCUGAUGUAUGGACCCCCUGGAACCGGAAAAACACUCUUUGCCAAGAAACUGGCUCUCCAUUCAGGGAUGGAUUAUGCCAUCAUGACAGGUGGGGACGUGGCACCCAUGGGGCGCGAUGGAGUCACUGCCAUGCACAAGGUGUUUGACUGGGCCAGCACCAGUGGCCGAGGCCUCUUGCUGUUCGUAGAUGAAGCUGAUGCAUUCCUGCGUAAGCGAUCCACAGAGAAAAUCAGCGAGGACCUCAGAGCCACCCUCAACGCAUUCCUCUACCGCACAGGGGAGCAGAGCAACAAGUUCAUGCUGGUUCUUGCUAGUAACCAGCCGGAACAGUUCGACUGGGCCAUUAAUGACCGCAUUGACGAGAUUGUGAACUUUGCAUUACCAGGUCUGGAGGAGAGGGAAAGAUUAGUGCGCCUGUAUUUCGACAAAUUUGUGCUGGGUCCUGCCACUGCUGGGAGACAGAGAUUAAAGUUGGCUCAGUUCGACUAUGGCCAGAAAUGCUCAGACAUUGCAAAGCGAGCAGAAGGCAUGUCUGGUCGUGAAAUCUCCAAACUUGGUGUUGCAUGGCAGGCUGCCGCGUACUCUUCUGAAGAUGGAGUUUUGACCGAAGCAAUGAUUGACUCAAGAGUUGAUGAUGCCAUCAAGCAGCAUGCACAGAAGAUGGACUGGCUGCUGACGGAAGCAGGUGCGGGGGUUGGCAAGGUCGGCGUUCUCCUCCCUAAGGAAAUGGCUGCAGGCCAGGAAGCUGCUUCACUUGGACAAACUGAAGAUGCGACCCUGACCGUACCACAGGUCCUUCCGCUCCUCGAGGUUGUGACCAAUGCUGCCCAGGCAGAAGCAGCCACUGUACCUUCAGAAGUGGAGGCAGAUGCAAUCCUCAAAGAGGCAGUCGCUUUGAUUAAAGAAAGUGAUGCUGUUGCUGAGACAACUGUAGGAACAGCUGAUACCACUGUUGAGACAGCCACUGCUGUCCCAUUGGUGCAGGAGGUUGAGGCCAUCAAGGACCUCACUGAGGAGGUUCUUAGCACAACUAUAGCUACAGACACUGUUGUUCCUGAGGUGAAGGAUAUAGCCACUGAGGUUGAAAAGACAGAGGGUACACCAGCUUGCACUGCCCAAGAAACUGUUUCUGUGACCAAAGAAGAGCCAACUACUGAUGCAGCUGCACAAGAGACUGAGGCCACAGAAGUAAUCAAGGAGGAAAAGGAUGUUGUCACACCCUUGGAAACGACAGUCCCUGCUGUUGCUCAGGAGAAGGAAUUAGAUGAUGUCGUCUCUAAUGCUGUCCAGAAGCCAGAGGCUACAGUAGUCGGACUAUCCCAGGAGACUGCUGUCCAGGAAACUGAGUCAGCAGCCACAUCUGUUAAUGGUGUAGAAACUGAAGCCACUAAGGUUGUUGAGGAAGUAGCAACUGAUGCUGCAAAGGCUGCAGAAGAAAUUGCGAGCAAUGUGGCUCAAGUGACUGAGACCAUCGCAAACAUUGUUAAAGAGGCUGAAACAAUAGCAACGGAUGUGGCCAAGGUGGCUGAAACUCUAGCAACCAUCACUGAGGAGAUGGAGGCAGUAGUUACCAAGGAGGUUGAAGUGAUGGAAAGUGAUGCUGUCAAGGAUGAAAAUGUGGUUGUAGUGGAAACUGAGUCUCAAACAUCUGAGCUUACUGAAGAGGCUGAAGUUGCUGUUACAGAUGUGGUCAAAGAGUGUGAGAGUAUUGCUACAGAGGUUGUUAAGGAGGUUGAACCCGCUAUGACUGAGACUGUUUCUAAGGAAGAGUUUGCCAUUGACACUGACACCACAGCUUCAGAGGAGCCCAGGGGUCCUCAGAUUACUGUCACUAAGUCUACCUCAGAAGGCCAAACCCUGGCAGAGAUCGCAAAGGACCCGUUAACAACAGAAAUUUCUGCCGAGGCAGCUGAAAUCACCUCAUCAGAGGUGUCCAAGGAAGCAGAGGUGCUAACAACCGAGGAGGCUAUCAAUGUGGCUCCAGAUGAUGUUAAACUGUCGGAGACUACUGUGGUUGAUGCCAAGGAAGCAGAGGCCAAAACAACGAAGACUACAGAGGAGGAAGGGACUGUAAUAACUGAAGUCGAGGACAAGACGACCUUAGUCAGUGUCCCCAACAUAGAAACCAAGGUUGAUGCAAAGACGGUUGUGUCAGAACAGUCUGAGAAACUUGAGAGUCAAACCACAGAGAAGUCAGCCGCCUCUCAAACUCCCAGCACUGAAGAAGCUGAACCAGGCCAAACUGAGAAGCCUCUCUCAAACAAACAGACUGGAGAUGACGACAAACCACCAGCCAAGUCUGGACCAACGAAAUGAUCGCUUGGAUUCUUUGAUGAACUGCUGUUGUGAAUGAAGAGCUGUUGUAAUUCUUAAACACUCGAGCACUUAAGUCUGAAACAUUCUGUCUGCUCUUCAACCACUAUAUUUGGAUCUCACUGAAAAUGGGCUCAGACGACAAGAGUUGCAUGCAAAUGUAUACCUGAUUCACCCCUCCUGACAAUUAAAGGUGAAAUCUGGUCUGAGACCUCAGUACCGAUGGUCAGCCCAGAUUAUCUGGUAAUCUGAGAGGAUUUAGGUCCAGUCUUAAACAUUUUGAACUGACUGCAGACUCAUCAGGGCCGCCCAGAUAAUUUCAAACAUUAGGAUUAUUUAGUUAAAAUCUGGAUUGUUAUGUCAGCACUUUCUGUGCAGGACCACAAUAGCCAAUGAGAAAGACCAGGAGCAGCAGCGGUGCUGCUAUGACAUAGUAACCAAUGUAGCCCUCAAGGCUAACAUUAGCUAGCUUACUACUGUUGACAGAUAUUAAAACUGACAGUUAAAAUCUCACCUCCACUUCUUGCUGAAGAAUAGACAACCAGUGCUGACAACCUCUCCCCGACCAUUUUCUCAUCCAGACUCCUUUAGCCCUGCAAAGUGCUACUACAACAAGUUGUUGCACCACAUCAGUCCCCAUUUUGUUUACAUCUGCUUCCCCAUGUGAUCUUUUAGCGUGUGCAUGUUUGAGAUCAGUUAGGAUUUAAAACUCCUGCAGUCUGAGCCCGGCUUUACUGUGAAUGCCAAGAUGGUAGUUUGAUUAUAGCCUGUAGGUUUGUAUGAGUCUGAAUAAAAGGAUGUGGGAAUCAUCAUCAUCA
This is a messenger RNA of Chelmon rostratus (copperband butterflyfish), 4192 nucleotides long. Its product is annotated as ATPase family AAA domain-containing protein 3-A-like. Gene Ontology annotation, biological process: mitochondrion organization. The transcript has 16 exons. The record is from RefSeq and is a predicted model, not a curated record. Gene Ontology annotation, molecular function: ATP binding; ATP hydrolysis activity; zinc ion binding. Gene Ontology annotation, cellular component: mitochondrion. Bases 27 to 3377 code for a protein of 1116 amino acids. Lineage: Eukaryota; Metazoa; Chordata; Actinopteri; Chaetodontiformes; Chaetodontidae.